This is a messenger RNA of Nylanderia fulva, 4151 nucleotides long. RefSeq lists its product as uncharacterized. NCBI's taxonomy places the organism in Eukaryota, Metazoa, Arthropoda, Insecta, Hymenoptera, Formicidae. Gene Ontology annotation, molecular function: zinc ion binding. The record is from RefSeq and is a predicted model, not a curated record. Gene Ontology annotation, cellular component: nucleus.
ACAUAUCGAGUCGGUCCGCCAUAUCGAGUCGGUCCGCCAUUUUCGCUGUGAAUUGCUUACCGCUUACCGCCAAUUUUUCCUACGCACAAGCGACGUUACGGUUGUUGCGUGCACCGAUAUACACUUCGUCGAACAUCUGAAACGAACUUUGUUGAACGAGUGAAAAGAUCUCGGGGAGUUCCGAGUUCUCCUCGUGCGUAAAGAGAAUUUGGCCGAUCGAAAUCCCAGAAGGAACCUGUCAUGCUGUCGUGAUCGCAUCACUUGAUGUCACCAUGUCUGGCCGAUUUUGCUUGUUAUGCGCGAGCGACGAAGGUGUCUUUCUGGACAUCUCCACGGACAACCGCGACACAUUCGUCGAUCAGCUGGAGAUAUGUUUGUCUGCCAAGGUAAAUGAAAACAUCAAAUUGUCGAACAAGAUAUGCUAUAAAUGUGCGUAUGAAUUAGGUCAGUGCGCCAAAUUUGUGCAAAAGUAUAGGAAAUCACAUGAUGCCUCAAAACCGGAAGCUGAAACAUCAAUGCCAUGUUGCUGUUUGUGCUUUGAACAUAUAGAAAAUAACCGCAUAUUUGAUAUUACCAAGGACAAUCGCGGAAUCUUUAAUCCUUUACAGAAAAUCCGCAAGAUCUUUAACGAGGAUCUUAAGAAGAAUGACAAUUCUAAACUGAUAUGUCUGACAUGUCGAUAUAACUUGGAUGUUUUAUAUGAUUUGAGAAGAGUAUACCAGGAAGUAAUUAUCAAUCUGAAGGCCUUGGUUAAUAACGAAAUAGAUUAUUCAAAUUUUCCAAAGAUAUAUACAGAUGUUGUAAAUCGCAAAACAACUGUUACAACAUUUCCGGAUAUUACAUUCUAUGAUCUAAUAAAUUCCGAUAGCGAAAGUAGUGAGAAUAUGGGACGUAAUAAAACGCGUGCUAAAAAUCGCACGGAGCGAAGCAAUGCACAAACUAAAUCACGAAACAAUGUGAAAUUAAAAGUUCGGAAGUGUGACAAGUGUCAUAAUAUUGUCCCGAAUGGUACUGAUAUGUAUAGAUUUCAUCGUUCGCGUCUAACAGUAUGCAGAAAUUGUUGGAUAACAAUGGAUCCAAGUAAAGACAAAUUAAAACUGCGAUCACGAGAGGUAGAACCCAAUUUGACCGAAACAAAAUUAUGUGCAGUCUUUUUGACGGAUGUGCUUGACAAAAGUGAGAAAGAAUCUAAGAUAGAAAAAAAUCAAGAUAAUAAAUCUGAUGACAAUUCAGAAGACAGAUUAUCUGGAAGUUCUUUAAAUAUCACGCCUAAGAGUGAGGAUGCUGUUAACGAUAACAGAAAACAAGGAAAGAAACGACAAAUCAACGCUGAGAAGAACGAGGAUGUCGAGAGCACACGAACGAAAGUAACAAAAUUAAGCAAAAAACCUGCAAAUGCAACUGAAGCAAAGGCAUCGUCUGACAUGGAGCAACUGGAGUCUACCACUUAUUCGACGCGACAACGACGUAAAAGAGCAGCCGCUAUUAGUUCUGACUCUGAUACUUCUCCAUCGAGUUUAAAAGAAAAAUCAAAAAGUCAGACAGAGAGUCUGUCACCUUCCUCGAGUAAGCCAGAUAAAAAGAAAUUGAAAACUAUUGUUGAAGGAAUAUCUACAAAUGUACAUUCAGAAUCUACCAAUGAAUCAUCCCCGGAAGAUACAAAUUCGAAAAGAAUGACGAGAAAAGCUUUAACUGCGCGUGCAAGCAAGGAAAAGAACGUUCGCAAAAGAACAAGAUCAUCUUCUAUCUCUAGUACCGAAACGGUAUCAUUGGCGGAAAGGCUUAAAAGUCCGAAAUCUGUAUCAUCGCCGGAAGAUAAGAAAAAAUGCCACACUUGUGACAUGUGCGGUAAGAAAUUUGAUACCAAGCUGGAAAGCGCAGAACACAGACUAACGCAUCUCCUUCAAGCUUCGUUAAAAUUGGAAAGAUUAACUAUUUCAAAUAUUAAGAAACAAGAAUUGAAACUUGAUUCGGAAGAAGAUAAAAUAUCCGAAGAAGCGAAAAAAACUGUAAUUGAAAAAUGUACCGAUGAUGUAACCGACGAGAUUAAUAUCGAAGAUACGGACGAAGAAAUGUCAAGUGUAACGAGAAAGGAAGAUGCAGAAAAGAAAGAAACAAAUAGUGAAAGUUGUAAUGUGACUGACAAACUAGACACAGAGAAUGAAUUGUGUGUAGACGAAUCUGCGAAAUAUCAAAGCGAUGAAAAGAUGAUGGAGGAAUCUGAACAGUGUGUAGAAUCGUCUGUGUCGAAUGGAACAGUAACUUCUGUUGAAAUAAAACAGAAUACAGGAGAAACAAAAGAUACAGAAGAAAAAAAUACAAAUAACAAAAAUAGAAAGGCAUCAACGGACAGAGACAUUGACACAUUGAAUAGUAAAGACACGGAUAUACAGAAUGAUAUUGUAGCGAAGGAAACAUCUUCCUCUACAUCCAAAUGUAGUCAUUCAUUGUUUAACAAUUUUGAUGAAAAAGAAAAUAAAAAUGUAUCUGCAAAAGAUGGUACAAAAGUAUCCACUGAAGAAAAAGGAAAGUCUAAUAACGACGAAGAUCAUCUUCACGAAGAAACGGCGCACGAUAACGAAACAACUAAAUCAUCGGUUUCAUCGAUUAACAACAUGACCAAGGAUACGAUUCGCAGUAAAAGUUGCAAAAAUGAUUUAAAAAAUAGUUGCGAAGAUAAUGAAAGUGAAGUAGUAAAGGACAUAGAAGGGGAACAGUGCGAUUCAGUAAAUAAAUCUCGGAAGAAAAAUAUAAAUGAAUCCAAAGAAAAGAAAAAAAAUGUGUUAAACAUCGUAGAAGAAACAGAAACAUUAAAAGACCAAAUAGAUUUAGAUGAUGUAGUCGUAGAUGAGAACAAAGUCAUAGACGAAAAUAAACUUGAAGCCUCAGAAAAAUCGCAAGGUCCAGCUAAUAAAGAGAACAUAGAAAUUGAGGUGAUUGUAAAUGUUGACAAGCCUAAUAGUGCAAAAGAUAUCGUUAAAUCGGAUUUUUUAAAUGGUAAAAGUGUUGAGGAAGAUGAUAAAGACAAGAGCAAUGAUGUAAUCAUUUCUGCAGAUAGCAAUGAGGUAGUACAAUGCACGAACGUCACGGAAGAAAUAAUUACAGUAGACAAUUCAAAUGAGAAAAAGAAAUUAGAGGAGAAUAAUCUCGAAGAAUUGAUGGAUAUUAAUACAACGAAUAAUAAAUGCGAUGGUCAGGAAAACUUGAAUCAUAGUUUGAAUGAUAGUUCCAUGGAUGCAGCUAGCAUGAUAUUGAAUGAAGUAUUUGAUCUGGCGGCCGCCGAAGUUCAAAAACGAGAGGACAUUGCUAUGAAAAGUUUACGCGAUACUGAAAUAGAAAGCUUGGAGAACAUAACGCGCGAAAUACACAACAGCGCGGAUAUGCCAUCUUUGGACCCAAUUAUGGAUAUAGAUGAUGAUAACGAUGUCACAUUGAACUAAUUAUGUUAUACUGUUAUCGUCAUCUAUUUACGCAUAAUAAUUGUACAUUUUAUUAUACAUGUUUAAAUGAAUGAUUGUGUGUGCAAUGCAUUACUGUUCCAGAUGGAAAGAAUUACAUUGAUUUGAAAGAAAGAAGGGAAUCGCUGAAUAUUUCUAUUCUUUCAGAUGAUCUAUGUUACAAACUUUUUCUCUAAUAUGCCCAAGUUUUCAAAAGAUAUAAUUCUUACUUUUGUUUUAUCUUACAUUAUAUAAGAUAAAUAGAUAAUGUUUUAUAAAUAUUAGUAAUUCAAUUGGAGAAACGUUAAUAAAAUUGAAGAUAGGCUUUUAUUAUCACAUGUUAAAUAUCUUAUUAUCUCAUUAUUUAAGAUAAAUAUUAAUUUGUUUGGCAUUAAAGAUUUAAUUAAAUAUAUUGUGAUGCGUAACAUGCAUAUUGUUCUUUACAUAACAUCUCUAUAUAACAUAUAGAGUGAAACAAGCUACCAGUGUGACAAAAUUUCAACAUUAAAAGCAAAAAUAAUUUGUAAAAUUAAGAGAUAAAAAAUCAAAAAUAUUAAAAACAUGGAAAGUUUCUCAUUUAUUUGUAUCAUUAGAUGAUAAUGUAAGAUAAUUAUUAUUAUAAGAUAUUAUAUAUAGGUACACAUUUUACUGAUUCUGUAAAAAUGCUUGCACAUUUUGUUAGAAAUUUAUGUAAUACAUUUCAUUUAUAUGCUA